Molecule: messenger RNA, 1544 nt
Organism: Oryza sativa Japonica Group (Japanese rice)
Lineage: Eukaryota; Viridiplantae; Streptophyta; Magnoliopsida; Poales; Poaceae
Product: AAA-ATPase ASD, mitochondrial
Molecular function (GO): ATP binding; ATP hydrolysis activity
Source: RefSeq, a predicted model, not a curated record
GUUGUCCAACAAUCAAUGUAACGUGCAAUACUUGAGCAAAGCAUAACCAGUUUGUCAAACAAACACAGAGCUUCUCUCCUCUGUUCUCCUUCUCUGUUCCAUUGCUAGCAAAAUAAUCAACAACAACAACCGUCACCAUCGACGACCACGCCUCCGACUCCUUCUCCCGCAGCGAGGCCUUCCUCGCCGUCGAGGCCUAUCUCAGCGCCUCCCCCUGCGCCGCCCGCGCCCGCCGCCUCCGCGCCGACCGCAUGGCCCUCGCCGUCGACGACCACGAGGAGGUCGCCGACGACUUCCGCGGCGCAACCAUGUGGUGGCGCAAGUCCAAGGCCAUCCCCCGCGCCAACGUCAUCAGCUGGGCCCCGCGCCAGGACGAGCGCCGCAGCUACCACCUCACCUUCCACCGCCGCCACCGCGCCCUCGUCGAGGCCGACUACUUCCCCCACGUCCUCGCCGAGGGCCGCGCCGUCACCGUCCGCAACCGCCAGCGCCGCCUCUUCACCAACAACCCCGGCGCCGACUGGUCCGGCUACGACGACGCCCGCGUCUGGAGCCACGUCAAGCUGGAGCACCCCUCCACAUUCGCCACGCUCGCCAUGGACCCCGUCCGGAAGCAGGAGAUCAUCGACGACCUCGACAUGUUCCGCGACGGCAAGGACUACGCCUCCGUCGGCAAGGCAUGGAAGCGCGGCUACCUGCUGUUCGGGCCACCCGGCACCGGCAAGUCCACCAUGAUCGCCGCCAUGGCAAACUUCCUAGACUACGACGUCUACGACCUCGAGCUCACGGCCGUCGAGAGCAACACCGAGCUACGGAGGCUGUUCAUCGAGACCACCGGAAAGUCGAUCAUCGUCAUCGAGGACAUUGACUGCUCCAUCGAUCUCACCGGCAAGCGCAAGAAGAAGAAAAAGGACAAGAAGAAGAAGAAGAUGAUGCCGCCAUCGGACGACGAUGACGAGGAGAAGAAGGUGACGCUGUCGGGGCUGCUCAACUUCAUCGAUGGGCUGUGGUCGGCGUGCGGCGGCGAGCGGAUCAUCAUCUUCACGACCAACCACAAGGAGAAGCUGGACCCGGCGCUGAUCCGGCGGGGCAGGAUGGACAUGCACAUCGAGAUGUCCUACUGCUGCUUCGAGUCGUUCAAAGUGCUGGCCAAGAACUACCUGGGCGUGGAGCAGCACGAGAUGUUCGGCGAGAUACGGCAGCUUUUGGAGGAGGCGGACAUGUCGCCGGCGGACGUGGCGGAGAACCUGAUGCCGAGGUCCAAGACAAAAGACGUGGACGCCUGCCUGGAGAGGUUGGUGAAGGCGCUCCACGAGGCCAAGGAGACCAAAGCAGCAGGCGGAAACGACGACGACGAUGAGUCUUCCAGUUCCAGCGACGAUUCUGAUUCUAGUUCUGACUCUGAAGAACAAGACAAACUAGCAGUAGUAACAAAACUAGAUUUCAGUUUGGCCCAGCCAAACUAUAUCAUCUGAUAUUGGACUUGUUUAUAUGUACACUCUAUGUGUUGGAGCUGGGCUGUUUGUCUUAUGUUUGGUUGUGGA